Eimeria tenella is the source of this 2694-nucleotide messenger RNA. RefSeq lists its product as uncharacterized. Bases 1 to 2694 code for a protein of 897 amino acids. The transcript is spliced from 4 exons. The record is from RefSeq and is a predicted model, not a curated record. NCBI's taxonomy places the organism in Eukaryota, Apicomplexa, Conoidasida, Eucoccidiorida, Eimeriidae.
AUGAGACACAAAGGGGCCUCAACACCUCCGGGGGACCCCCAAGGGGGCCCCCGUUGCUCCUUUUGUAAGUGGAGCAGCAGGGAUGCAAGAGGUCACCCUCUGAGGGCUCAGGCGAAAGACAGACACUCCAGACAAAGCAGAGGUCACCUGCUGCUGGUGGCGCUUCUGGCCCCAGUAUUUGUGGAGACGGGGGAAAGCGAAACGGCAGAAGAGGAAGAGGAAGAAGGCGACGAGGGCAAAGAGAAAGGGACGGAAAAAGAGGCAGAUGAGGAAACCGAAAAAGGGGCCAAAGGAGAUGAAAAGGGGGGGAAGGGGGGUCCAGAGGGUUCCAAAGAAACUGGCGAGGACGGAGAAGAUGGCGAGGCAGCAGACACGGAAGACAGCAACGGGGGCAGUGCAAGCGGCAUCAGCCACCAAAAGGACGACGACGCUGACGAAGAAGCAGAAGAGGAAGAGGGUGCAGAAGCAAAAUCAGCAAAAGGAGCCUCGGAAGCCACAGAAGCGCGAGGCCGUCCAGAGCAAGAAGGCAAAGGUGAUGGAGAAGAUGCAGCAGGCAGCCACAAGCCAAACGAUGCAGACCACGAUGAGGUAGGCAGCAAGGACGGGGAAACAGAAGCAGAAGAACCCCAUGAGGAAGGAGGCCACGGCGACAGUCAGAAGAGCCCGCACAAAGACAAAGACACAGGGGAGGCGCCAAAUCCAGACAAAGAUGAAGACGCGGACGGUGAAGAAGAGGCAAAGGCAGAAAAAGGCAAAGACGAAGAAGAUGAAGGCAAAGGCAACGAUAAAGAUAGAGGCGAAGAGGACGGAAAGGGAAAAGAUAAGGACGAGGACGAGGACAAGGACAAAGACAAGGACAAGGACAAGGAAAAGGACAAGGAAGAAGACAAAGACGGAGAUGACAAAAAAGAGGAGAGAAACGAAGAAGAAUCCCCUGGAGGUGACUCCAACAAGCCAGAGAAGCCUGAGGACGAUGAAGAUGACCCACUAGGCCCUGGUGGGGACACGCCAGAGGAAAAAGAAGAGGCAAGGAGAAAAGAGAGAGAGCAGCUAGCCAAAGAAUGCCAGCCUGACAAGGAGAAGCAGGAUAAAGAAAUGCAGAAACAAGCGGCGGAGGCUACUCACGGGGGGGCAACGGAACACGCCGCACCAAGCUCUCCCUCGUCAACGGCAGCAGCAGCUGGAGCAGCAGGAGCAGCAGCAGCUGCAGCUGCAGCAGCAGGCAAAACCGAGAAGGCCAAGCAUGCAUCCCCAGUCCCCAACAGCAAGGAAGUGGAGAGCGACAGUUUACCUCCAGAGCUAUUACAGAAGGUGCAACAGACCGCGGGAAGCCGCACUGCUGAUGAGCAGCAAAAGCUGCUACGUGCUCUGCACAUUGCCCAUGCAGCAGCUCUGAAGCUGAAAAGCAUGGGCAAAGAGCCAACUCCGGAGAAUCUAGUAGAGGCGGGAGUCUCCUUAAAGACCCAAAAGAUGAUAGCUGACGCCCUGGCGGCGGGUCAAAAGCAGCCUCAACAGCAACAGCCAGGACAGCCACCAGCAACAGCGGGGGCCACGCCCUCUCAACAGCUGCCGCAGCAGCAACAGCAGCAACAGCAGCAACAGCAGCAACAGCAGCAGCAGCCACUAGUGCGCAUCGGGUCCCUUGAAUUGCAGACAGGUCACCUGUUGACCAACCCUCCUGGACUUCUGGCGCCCAUCAAUCCUGUGGCAGCAGUCCCAGGGUCCCCAGGGGCCCCGGGUGGCCCUAAUGCAGCUCCUGGGGUCCUUGCUCUUCCGCAUCCUGUGCUGAAAGGGGAUGCUGGGGAGCCGUUGUACCAGCGGCUGGUUGAGAACACUCCCUUGAUGUCUGAGGCGGAGCGCAAAGACCUGUGGGAAGAGAUCAAAGUAGUGCGCCAUGUGGCUAGAAAAUUGGUGGAGAGGGGCCUGCCGCCCAGUGAGGAGAACCUGGAGAGGGCGGGGGUAACUAAGGCGAAGCAGAAGCGGCUGGCCUGGUUUUUGGGUCUCCCAUUCGAGAACGAAGAGGAUAAGCAGAAGCAGCGAUGGGCCUUCAGCGGCAAACACAAAUUCGUGCUUUGGGGGGUUCUGUGCUGCCUAGUAGUAGCAGCAGCAGCCUCUGUGUACUGGUUCAGGAAGAAAGUGAGGAGGAGUUUGAAGCGCAUGCGGCACCUUUACAAAGACGCCUAUUUGCACCGGCUGCAGCGAGAAGCCGAGCACAUCAGGCGACACAGGGAGCAGCGGCAUCUGCAUCGAGAGGCCACGGACACCACCGGGAGAGGCGACAGCCUGAAAGUGCUAAAGCUUAGGACAGGCCUCACUUCUCUGAACUCCCAGCAAACCGGCGAGCCCGGUGUGAGACUGCAAUCGACGCAAACCAACUCUAAGAAACACCUCAGGGGAUUCACACUCAACGGACACCUUUUGAACAAUACUGAAAGCCUAGAAGAGCGUCCCAGCGCCGCUCCAAGCAGGGGCCGUACUUCCACUCGGCAGGGGGAGACUGUCAGAGAGGGGCUUGACACGGCGGAGCCCACGAACAGGGACCGCCAAAGAGUUCCUUCGGUGACGUCAGCUCAGCUCUCCAUGCAGGUCAGGAUGGACACAACAGAAACAAGGACCAUGUCGGGAGAACGGAGCGAGGCCCAGAGGCCCUUGAUCGGAAGGAGUAGCAGGCACCAGUUUCAGGACCGCCAAUAG